AGAAAACAACGUCGGUGCCGUAAUAAAAUAAAAUCUAAAACAAAAGAUGGCAAUGGAACUUCCUUUGAUAAGCAAAGAAAGAUGUCAGGGUUACCAGAUGAGCUAUGGCGUCAAAUAAUUGAAUUCGGAAUUAGAAGCUCGAAUUUUAGCUAUAAAGAUUUAUGCUGCAUCUCAAUCUGCUGUCGCCGCCUCCACCGAUUAUCCAAUGAACACUCAUUCUGGUCCCACUUCCUCUCCUCAGACUUCCCUCCCUCACCACAGCAACAGCAGCACCAACAAAACCCUAACCCUAACAAUUACACUUCCACCGCAAAGUCCACUUACAAAAUCAGGUUUGAGAAGGAGAGAGAAAAGAAGGUUGCAGCCCAUAGAAGAGCGGUGCUUAGAAAAGAAAGUGAAAUUAUGGAGCGUGAGAGGAAGAUUAGGGAUAUUGAAUACAGAUUGUGUCAAGAGAGUGACAAAAUGAGAGAUACUGCUAAUGAAUUGUCUAAUUUACACAAGGUCAGGCAAGCUUCUGUUGCUUUGAACGUGUGGCAGCCCGAGGUGGUCAGAGGUAGGCAAAAACAAUUGGUGGAACAGUGUGUGGUUUCUUUUGAAUCUCGAGUUCAUUCACUUGAGAUGGAGCUUAAGCUUUGCAAGCAACAAAUAGUAGGGUUCAAUAAGGCCCAUAGAGAUGAGAAGCGGAGGCUCGAGAAAGCAAAGGAGGAGUUGGCAUCCAUGAAGUAUCACCCUCUACAAGAUUAUAGGUCGACAAGUUGUGGGCAAAACGAAUAUAACAAAAAGAAGUUUAAGAGAUCCGUGAAAUUUCCUGAAAAACAAGGUGACACAUCACUGCCAGGCAUUAGGGAAGAACUAGUGGACUAGUUGACUUUGCAAUUGCUCCUCGUUAACCAGACUCGUACCCAGAAAAGUUGCUAGACUUGUCUCUACGUGCCAUUCACGAGCUGGCUGUUCAAUAGGAAGGUUGGUCAAGAAUCUAUCGUAUAAGAAACAAUUGGCAGAUCAUGAAACAGAAACCUGGUUUCAAUUUCUGAUGUUAAAUUCGCAUGUUAGUAUCUUCUGUAUGAAUUAGAAUGUAAAAUGUUUUUGUGCUUUCUUUAUAAUCAAUAAGAAGAAACCUACUUAGGAUUCCAUGAACAUGCAUCAAGUGUGUAAUUGAGAUCUGGCAUUAGACAGGCAUGUGUCUGUAAUAUUUAUUACACUUUACCCCAUGGAUUAAGUCAAGACGAUAGCUAUUACUAUAGCCUCUAAAUGAACAAGUUGAUUAUAAAUGUAGUUAAUAUUUGGUGUGGUCCUCAGGUCCGUUCUUAGCCUGUGUGGACCUGAUUGGACACAGUUGUCUUCCAUACAAUAGCGCUAUUGAAAAGUCAGCUUCUGUUUA
Molecule: messenger RNA, 1381 nt
Organism: Ricinus communis (castor bean)
Lineage: Eukaryota; Viridiplantae; Streptophyta; Magnoliopsida; Malpighiales; Euphorbiaceae
Product: F-box protein SKIP24
Exons: 5
Coding region: 82-864 (260 amino acids)
Molecular function (GO): protein binding
Source: RefSeq, a predicted model, not a curated record